Owenia fusiformis is the source of this 2663-nucleotide messenger RNA. The record is from the annotation of a GenBank genome assembly. Lineage: Eukaryota; Metazoa; Annelida; Polychaeta; Sabellida; Oweniidae.
AUAUUUAUUUAGUAAUAUGUUACCAAACAUGGGAUUUUCAUAUAAUUGAAUGUAAAAAUGUGUAAAAAGAUGGUCGAAUCGGAAAGUUAAAAUGAUUUGAUAAUGAGUAACCGCCUUAAAAUUAAAACUAAAAUGAUGGAUUUGUUAUACUUCAGCAUUUUUAUACUGCUACCAAUGGGUAUAUUUGGGAGCAGUAUAACAGACAUACACAUAUCGAAACCGACUCCUACCCGAACAGGUGAGAUGGCUCACCUUAAAUGUAUAUUUUAUGGAGACAACUUUACUUUACAAUACAUUACAUGGAUACGUUAUGACAUUUACAAGCAACGAUCGUUUGUAUACGAAUACAGUCUCAUUCCUCCGUAUAAUCAAGCUUACAACGACCUGGAAGGUCGAGCAUUUCUAAACCUUACACUAAAUAAAACACCUGAAAGGGUUACACCUUUCCCCGAGUCUAUAUAUACAAGAGAGCCAAAUGAUAGCACGCCAGAGGACAGUAUGAAUAGAGAUAUACUUAUGAAUCCUCCAGAUCCAAAAUUGACAAAAUCAAGAUCAAGACUUUCUAAAAAUAAAGCUGCCACAAAUGAAAACGACAACUUAGUUAUUCAGACGGCUGGUGCCACAGCCAAAUCUGAUAACACACCAUCGAUGACUGUGCAAAUAAGUACAACGAAUGAUAUAAAUCCAACAAUAGAAACUUCGAGAGAAAAUGCCAUAUUGAAGGAUAUGGAAGAGGCUAUGCUACUAGACACUGGAGAGCCAAGAGCAAUGCGUCUCAAUGGAAAACCCAAUACGGAGCUAAAAGAGCCAUCUGGUACAAAACACUGGGCAGUUUUGUAUGUGAAAGACCUGCGCCUCUCAGACGAGGGGAAUUAUGAUUGUCUUGUGAAGCCUGUAGGUGAACCCGGAGUAGCAGCAUUACAGAAAUUAACCGUUAAAGUUCCACCAACGAAACCCCGAAUACGUCCUAUGUCACAGUCCCAAGAAGGCGACAAUAUAACCCUGAGAUGCGACGGAAACGUGGGCAAGCCUAGUGGUAAACUAAAAUGGUAUCGCAAAAGGCGGAAUGGCUAUGGAUUCGAGACUAUAGCCACCAGCAAAUAUCGCUCAAAAUACACACUGAAUCCGAACAAGACUGUCACUGCGACAAGUACACUGACAAUGCAAGUUCUGUCGGAUGAUGACGCCUCAAUCGUGAAAUGCGUCGCUGAAAACGCCGUGCUUUACCCCGGGGAGGAAAAACCAUCACACGAGCUCCCAUUAAACGUUCAAUACCCUCCUUACGGUGGCAAGAUCUUGUUUGAUAGAAGAGCCAAGAUGUACUUCUGCCAGGCUAGAGGCAACCCCGUGCCGACCUAUACUUGGGAACUGAUCAGCAACAACUCGCCAAUCACCGUGAGCACUGAUAAGUAUUUGAACACAUCUGCGAUUGCUGAAAUAAAAAAUACUGGAUUUUACGACUUCAAAUGUAUCGCCGAGAAUCUGGUUAAGGGUAUAAAAAGAGAGAUAUCCCUAACAACCAACUUGUAUGUUCAGAAUUUUCCAGGAUUUGUUAAAAGAGCAACCGUGGCGUCAGCUAUGCCUUCUACAAUUUCCACAAUUUCUACUGUGACACACAAAUCCACAAGAGCUCCGACAGCCAUCCCAUCUACCCAAAGGUCACAUGUGACUGUGAUCUUUAGAGGGGCGCCUCGUGGAGGCAGAAUAGCAGACGCCACAAAAGUUGAUCGUGACAGAAAAACUAAAACUGGUGGUGAGCAUAAUGAAACAACCAAUGGACAAAUACAAAUAGAGGCGGACACACAGCCAAGCACCAUUAGUGAAGAAUUCGAAAAAGGAAAAUACACCACAAGAGGCAGGAUGGGACCUAAUGGUUAUACAAAGCCGAAGUCCACUAAAUUACCAAUCCCCGCUAGCCAUAUAACAACUAAACCACAGAUAAUGAUUACAAGCAGACCACCAACGACCAAGAAUAGUCCAACAACAACAUCAACUACUGAUAUGCAAUUCAAAACAAAAUCGUUAGCACUUGAUCAAAUUUCUCACAGAGCGGGUUCACAAAAGCAAAAUAAACAACCGAAAGGCCAGCUUAUGGAAAAUGCCAACCAACAAGAUGACUAUGAAUGGGAUAAUCCCCUUUAUGAUGCUAGCCCUGAUUGGGAUUUCCAACCCAUUCCUUACGGCGCAUGGUUAGACCAGGACAAACAUCAGCAAAACCAUUAUUACCAAGAGGACAAUGAGUUCCCAGACUAUGGGUUUCAUCGAGGUGACAGAAACGAUCCCUAUUUUGACCAAGCUUAUCCUCCAUUUGCCCCAUCUGAAAGCGGUGAAAAACGUAGAGGGGGACGAAUAUCUCCGAACGCUUCCUAUAGACGAUUACCCUUAAGUACCAGAAACGAAUUUGAAUCCAGAAAGCCUUAUGAUAUUUAUUACGCUAAAGAGAGUUCACGCAACAAGGCAGACAAGAAACUGCCUCCGAAUCCAUACGAACAUCAUAAAUAUCGUCCUGAGACAUCCGAGCCAAACCAACAAAAAUCGCAUCAAAACGCACCUCGUUAUGACAAACCAGAUGAUCAAGUUACAGAAAGCCCCACGAAGAACAGAAACUCGGCUAAUAUCCCGCCACACCCAUAUGAAAAUCAUAAAUAUCGUCCAGAGACAUU